GAUGAUUUUGAAAUCUUUUCUACUAGGUAAUCCAGUAUCCUUAUGCAUGAAGAUAAUAAAUUCGGUCGUUAUGGUCGGACUCUAUUAUGGAUUUCUGACCACAUUCUCCAUAGGGCCCUCUUAUCUCUUCCUUCUCCGAGCUCGGGUUAUGGAAGAAGGAGAAGAAGGAACCGAGAAGAAGGUAUCAGCAACAACGGGUUUUAUUGCGGGACAGCUCAUGAUGUUCAUAUCGAUCUAUUAUGCGCCUCUGCAUCUAGCAUUGGGUAGACCUCAUACAAUAACUGUCCUAGCUCUACCGUAUCUUUUGUUUCAUUUCUUCUGGAACAAUCACAAACACUUUUUUGAUUAUGGAUCUACUACCAGAAAUUCAAUGCGUAAUCUUAGCAUUCAAUGUGUAUUCCUGAAUAAUCUCAUUUUUCAAUUAUUCAACCAUUUCAUUUUACCAAGUUCAAUGUUAGCCAGAUUAGUCAACAUUUAUAUGUUUCGAUGCAACAACAAGAUGUUAUUUGUAACAAGUAGUUUUGUUGGUUGGUUAAUUGGUCACAUUUUUUUCAUGAAAUGGGUUGAAUUGGUAUUAGUCUGGAUACAGCAAAAGAAUUCUAUUCGAUCGAAUAAGUACCUUGUGUCAGAAUUGAGAAAUUCUAUGGCUCGAAUCUUUAGUAUUCUCUUAUUUAUUACCUGUGUUUACUAUUUAGGCAGAAUACCGUCACCCAUUGUUACUAAAAAAUUCAAAGAAACCUCAGAAACGGAAGAAAGGGGGGAAAGCGAGGAAGAAACAGAUGUAGAAAUAGAAACAACUUUCGAAACGAAGGGGACGAAACAGGAACAAGAGGGAUCCACCGAAGAAGAUCCUUCUCCUUCCCUUUUUUCGGAAGAAAAGGAGGAUCCGGACAAAAUCGAUGAAAGGGAAGAGAUCCGAGUGAAUGGAAAGGAAAAAACAAGGGAUGCAUUCAACUUUCAAGAGACAUUCUAUAAAGAUAGCCAAGUUUAUAAAACUUCUUAUAUGGAUAGGAAAAAAAAGAAAGAGAAUUCGAAGUUAGAAAUAUUUAAAGAAGAACCAUUUUUAUUAUGGUUUGAAAAAAUAAGAAAGGUAUUUAUU
Rhodamnia argentea is the source of this 1099-nucleotide messenger RNA. Its product is annotated as putative protein TIC 214 N-terminal part. NCBI's taxonomy places the organism in Eukaryota, Viridiplantae, Streptophyta, Magnoliopsida, Myrtales, Myrtaceae. Gene Ontology annotation, cellular component: membrane. The record is from RefSeq and is a predicted model, not a curated record. The annotation marks the transcript as partial. The transcript has a single exon.